AUGGAAAUUGCUAAAACAUAUUUGACAAAGUAUGGAUAUCUAAUAAAGAAUAAUAAUUCAGAAACAGAAUCUGUCAGAUUGGUUGAAUCGAUAUUGAAAUUUCAAGAGUAUUUCAAACUUUCUGAGACUGGUACCUUGACUGGUGAAACGAUCAAACUAAUGAAAAAGCCAAGAUGCGGCGUUUCCGAUUUCUUCCAAUCUUACGUAACUAGGAAUAAAUGGAUGAAAAAACAAAUUAAAUGGAAAUUCCUUAGAGGUAAUCAGGAUGAUGAGUAUAUAGCAUCUAAAGCAUUUGAAAUUUGGGAUGUGAAUUCCGGAUUGUCAUUUUUCAAAAAUGAUAAGAACCCUGAUAUUCUCAUCAAAUACAGUUCGAGUAAACAUAACAUGACUAAAAAUUGUGAUGGUAAUCGUAAAUGUCCAUUUUCAUUUGAUGGCCCUGGAACAGUAUUGGCACAUGCAUAUUUUCCUGAUAAUGAUCGAUGUGUUGAAAUUCAUAUUGAUAAUGAUGAAAAAUGGUUCAAGAAACUUGGGUCUCCAACUUCAGGAUUUACCUCUCUAUAUUUAGUUUUAAUUCAUGAAAUAGGUCAUGCACUAGGAUUAGCUCAUUCUACAGAUAAUAAAACUAUUAUGAGCCCUUAUUAUUCAGAAGAUGAAAUAAAAAAUAAUAUAUUACCUCAAGACGAUUUGAAUGCAAUACAAUCCUUAUAUGGAUUCGAAAAUAAUAAUCAAACAACCGAAUCUACAACAAUCAUAACAACACAAACCACAAUGAAAACAACUAGAAAUACACAGGAACCUGUCGGAAGUUAUAUAAAACCUAAUUUAUGUGAAGUAAAGAAUAAAAUAGAAAGGAUUGUCAUUAUCAAUAAUCACAUUUAUCUCCUAUAUCAAGGCUGGGUGUGGGUGAUUUCACUCGAAAAUAAGAUCAUACAUCCACCAUUGAGAGCUCUAGAGUAUAUACCCAUAGGUAAUAUAAAUUUCAAAAAAGAUUCUAUCCACAUAUAUCAGAGACCGAAUGAUGAAAUCGGGCUAUUGCAUCAUAAUAAGUUUUAUAGAAUUGAUUCAAGUAAUUUUGGUGUGCUAACAAGUUAUGAUUAUAAUCAGAUGAGUCUCUCCCGUAAUAUAAUAGUUCAUGGGGUUUUGAAUACCUAUAAAGGUAAAACAUAUAUCUUUUAUAAUAAUGUAUAUUGUGUUGAAAUUGACGAAUGCAAUUUAUCAAGGAAAUCUGUGAGAUAUAUUAGUGAAAUAUUCCCUGGAAUACCGUCAAAUUUUUCAUCAGUAUUCAGAUAUAUCGAUGGAAAAAUCUAUUUUAUUAAAGAUAAUAUGAUAUAUGAAUUCAAUGAAUUUUUCAACAAGGCUACAGGAUCAUAUAAAUUUGAAAUAGAAACACUACUGAAAUUACCUUGUCAUUCAGAGGGAUUACUGCAGCAAUUGAAAAAUCUUCUGAACAGGAUCAUAUCGAAUCAAAUAAUUAUCAGUGACACCAAGUAGGAAUUAAUCAAACAAAAAUUACUUGAAUAUGAUAAAUAAUCCAUUCUAGUACUAUUUUAUACUUAAAUGUAUAUAUUAAGAUUGUAAUAGUGAUAUGUAAUAUAUUGAAAUCAAUAGAGAUUAUUGUAAGGCUAUUGUGUUUUUAUAUUUACAACUGAACUCCCGAAA
Harmonia axyridis is the source of this 1659-nucleotide messenger RNA. RefSeq names its product matrix metalloproteinase-18-like. The transcript has a single exon. Gene Ontology annotation, biological process: collagen catabolic process; proteolysis; extracellular matrix organization. Gene Ontology annotation, cellular component: extracellular matrix. Lineage: Eukaryota; Metazoa; Arthropoda; Insecta; Coleoptera; Coccinellidae. Gene Ontology annotation, molecular function: metalloendopeptidase activity; zinc ion binding. The coding region runs from base 1 to 1491 and encodes 496 amino acids. The record is from RefSeq and is a predicted model, not a curated record.